Molecule: messenger RNA, 1353 nt
Organism: Juglans microcarpa x Juglans regia
Lineage: Eukaryota; Viridiplantae; Streptophyta; Magnoliopsida; Fagales; Juglandaceae
Product: 60S acidic ribosomal protein P0
Exons: 5
Coding region: 302-1258 (318 amino acids)
Biological process (GO): cytoplasmic translation; ribosomal large subunit assembly; ribosome biogenesis
Cellular component (GO): cytosolic large ribosomal subunit
Molecular function (GO): large ribosomal subunit rRNA binding; structural constituent of ribosome
Source: RefSeq, a predicted model, not a curated record
GAUCCAGGUCUUCCUCGAAAAACCCUAAUCCUUUUGUGACUUCAGUCUUCUGUCCAGUAUAUAUGGCUAACUCCGCGGCACAGUUUUUUCAGGUAGUGUCCUCCCACUUCUAAAACCUCCGAUCCGUAAUUCUCAUCUCCUAGUAUACCCAGGAGAGGUUAAAGAGACGGCAUAGUUUUGCUGUCCGCCUUGACUGAGCCCCUAGCCUCGUCUUGGCCCUCGAUUUUGCUUUUUUCUUAGCCCCAAUCAUUCUGUAUAUUUUAUCUUCUACGUUUUCUUCGAAACCCAUAGAAUCGUAGACAUGGUAGGGAAGCUCUCGAAGUCGGAAAAGAAGAUCGCGUACGACGCGAAGCUAUGCCAGCUGCUUGACGAGUACACCCAAAUCCUGGUGGUGGCGGCCGACAACGUCGGAUCCAACCAGCUCCAGAAUAUUCGGAAAGGUCUACGUGGCGACUCUGUGGUGCUCAUGGGUAAGAACACCAUGAUGAAGCGCUCCGUCAGGAUCCAUGCUGAGAAUACUGGCAACAAUGCUUUCCUCAACCUCAUUCCCCUUCUUGUUGGAAACGUAGGGCUGAUUUUCACGAAGGGUGAUUUGAAGGAGGUCAGCGAAGAGGUUGCCAAGUACAAGGUUGGAGCACCUGCUCGUGUUGGUUUAGUUGCUCCAAUUGAUGUUGUUGUACCUCCUGGAAACACUGGACUCGACCCUUCUCAGACCUCUUUCUUUCAGGUUCUUAACAUUCCAACCAAGAUUAACAAGGGUACUGUUGAAAUUAUCACCCCUGUGGAGCUUAUUAAGAAGGGUGACAAGGUUGGCUCCUCUGAGGCUGCCCUGCUUGCAAAACUUGGCAUAAGGCCCUUUUCUUAUGGUCUCAUUGUCCUAUCUGCUUAUGACAAUGGCUCAGUCUUCAGCCCUGAGGUACUUGAUCUGACUGAGGAUGACCUUAUUGAGAAGUUUGCCAUUGGUGUGUCUAUGGUCACUUCAUUGUCACUGGCUCUCUCGUACCCAACACUAGCAGCUGCACCGCAUAUGUUCAUCAAUGCCUACAAGAAUGCUCUUGCUAUUGCUGUUGCCACCGAGUAUUCCUUCCCCCAGGCAGAGAAAGUUAAGGAGUUCCUAGAGGACCCAAGCAAAUUUGCUUUCGCUGCUGCCCCUGUUGCCGCUGCUGAUUCGGGUGCUGCCCCUGCUAAGGAGGAAGAGAAGAAGGAAGAGCCAGCUGAAGAGUCCGAUGAUGACAUGGGUUUUAGUUUGUUCGAUUAAGUUCAUGUAGGUUAUGCUUUUACUAUGGGACGGUGAUCCUUGUGUUUACUUUCUUUUGGAUUUUCACUGAUGGAGUUUAGUUAUUUAUUUUAUGC